Molecule: messenger RNA, 482 nt
Organism: Cyphomyrmex costatus
Lineage: Eukaryota; Metazoa; Arthropoda; Insecta; Hymenoptera; Formicidae
Gene: Obp6
Product: odorant binding protein 6
Exons: 5
Coding region: 21-482 (153 amino acids)
Molecular function (GO): odorant binding
Source: RefSeq, a predicted model, not a curated record
CGUGCUAAAAAAGAGAUUAAAUGAACAAACAAAAUCAAAGGCAACAAAUAAGAAUGAAAGGCACUGGUACGAUUUUCUUCAUUUCAUUCAUACUCAUGGCAAAUCUUCAAAAUAGCGAAAGUAAAAGAUUGUCCAUUGAGGAGACGAAGGAAGCUCUACUACCACUAAGAAAGCUUUGCAUUGAUAAAGUGGGCACGGAUCCAAAAAUGAUCGACGACGCAAACAAAGGUAUUUUCGUACCGGAUUGGAGAUUACAAUGUUACUAUAAGUGUUUACUGCUAAAUACAAAAAUCAUGAAAAAUGACAAAAUAGUUGAAAAAGCUAUAAAAAAUAUUGUAGAAUCCAUGCUAGCGGAAGAAAGCGUACCAAAUGUUAUGAAAGCGAUGGAAAAUUGUUUACCAACUAUACAAAAAUUUAAAGGGUGUGAAUUAGCAUACGAAUUAAUUAAGUGCAGCCACAAAUAUGGUUCUUCGGUAAGAUAG